CUUCCUGAACUGUCCAAAAAGGAGCCUUCUACUAAGGCUGUUACAGACAACUUUAGAGAUAAAGAUGAUGAUUUUCAGAAGUCAACCUCAAACUCCGAGUCACGAUUGGUUGAAGGCGUAUAUUCUGAUAGAAAUAAAGCACCGUCGCUGCAGGAUAGGGAGAAGGCAAGCUCAGAGAAGGUGGACGUUGAAGGCGGUUCGUCAAGUAGCGUCGCCGACAACAUUAGGAGGGGGAAUCCGUCUGGGGCCGCUUAG
Messenger RNA from Aspergillus versicolor CBS 583.65, 255 nucleotides. RefSeq lists its product as uncharacterized. The transcript has 3 exons. The record is from RefSeq and is a predicted model, not a curated record. The annotation marks the transcript as partial. Lineage: Eukaryota; Fungi; Ascomycota; Eurotiomycetes; Eurotiales; Aspergillaceae.